AUGAGUGAGAACACCCGACAUUCUGCGCCCAGCCUGUCAGGAUCAUCUGGUUCAAAAUCUGCUGAAAGCACGGAAGUUCAAGAAGCUACGUUUGAAGGUAUAUAUUCUACCAGCUUACGCUGGUCCCACUGGUCAACCGUUGGAGCUUGUAUUGUAAACGAGCAAAACCAGAUCGUGGGUGUUGGCUACAACGACAUAUGGACAGGUCUUCAUGCCGAAGAUCAUGCAAUCCGCAAUAGAACAGCCAGCCUGGAAGGGUGCAAAAUAUUUAUCACCCUCAACCCGUGCCCAAAAUGUGCUGAUCUGAUUAUCAGACAUCGUAUAUCAGAGGUUUUCUACAUGAAGGUUACAAACUCGGACCAGCACAGAGAUGCUAAGGAAAAGCUGGGCCAGAGCGCCCGUAAACAUGCACGGAAAAAUGGGCACAGUAUUCUACUUAAUCCAUCUCCAACUGUGGCCCAGCUUCGCUCUGAACUAUCAUCCAAACCCCGUAUGAUGUUCCGCAACGAUCAGAACAGACAGAAGUUGCAGUACAUUAAAGGCUUACCGUUUGUGAGGAUUAUUCCAGAGUUUGACACACCAAACUGGAGGUUGACGAAUUUGUGCAGGCAAUUUAUCCCAGAACAACAGCAGCGUCCAAGUGCCAGGGAACCUGUCUUCAACAACUUACCAGUCAAUACCACGGGACAAGCUGAUGGACAAUCAUCAUGUCGGUUUGGACAUGCAGGAGAAACAGGCUGUCGGUAUAACUGUAACUGUGACGGGAUCUGUGACAGUCAGACAGGCUGUAGCGGGAAAUGUACUGCGGGCUGGGACGGACCUACAUGUCAGAGACGUAAUGUGGCCCUGAACCAGAGGGCGAGCCAGUCGUCUGUCUGGUCUGGUUACACCGCUAACAACGCCGUGGACGGUAAACUAGGUCAUAAUCUGUAUGAUACACCUUGUACUCAUACCAACCUUGCUAAUGGAAACUGGUGGACGGUAACAAUGGACAGGAAUUACAGUAUUUACAGAUUCCAGAUCUACAACAGGAAUGGAAAUUGUGGUUCCGUGUCCAACCCAUGCGGACGCCGGCUGAACGGCUUUACUCUGAGUGUGUGGACCAACUACCAGAGCUACAUGAAGUGUUACACAGACAGGACAAACAUUAACUACAGCCCCGGGGACAUCAUCAACGAAAAUUUAUCCACCUACUCACCUAUCCGCCUGUAUGAUACCUUUCUAGAUUGCCCCAAUGGUACAUUCGGUGACCAGUGUCACGGGAGGUGUGGCCAGUGUAAGGACGGGAUCCACACGUGCGAUCACGUGAACGGCACGUGCACCAGCUGUGCAGAUGGCUGGCUGGGAGAUCUCUGUAAAGAAGCUGCACCAAUGGAUAGUCCUACAAGUGAGAUGUUAGUCGCCGGUAUAGCUGGUGGAGUCUCAGGAGCCGUGGUUCUCAUACUGGUGGUGGCGGUUGUCGUCCUCACCGUCCGCAGAUUGCGUUACGGUGGUUUACUUGACAGACGGCGUCGUGGCGUGUCUCAGAAAGACCCGGAUGCAGAGCUUCAGCCGAGUCACUUAGUGGCGAGGCCUCAAAACGGUGAUCCAGUACCACAACACAACAUAGAAUACGAUGAGGAGGAUGAGGAGGACGAUGACGUUGCUGCUGAUGUAGCCUCAGCAGGCUUUGUGAACCCUGGCGCAAUUCAGGAGAGCACUUGUGUUCCCGUGGAGGAAUUCCGACGGUACAUGCUCAGGAAAAAGACUUCCGUGGGAUUUAAGGCUGAGUUUGAGACAUUUCCCGUGGGACUACACGCUAAGCAUGACGUGGCUAACAAACCUGAGAACAAGAACAAAAGCCGUUAUCGGAAUCUCGUGGCUUACGACCAUUCACGGGUCCAUCUGAAGCAGUUCGGCGACGAGGAUACCGAUUACAUUAACGCUUGCUACAUCGAUGGUUACAACGAACCCAAAAAGUACAUCGCAUCUCAAGGUCCAACUGAUGUGAUCAUCAAUGAGUUCAUGCGCAUGAUCUGGGAACGAAACACCGGCAAAGUUGUCAUGGUGACCAAUUUGGUGGAGAAGACAAAGACUAAGUGCGUCCAGUACUGGCCAGACGGACAACCCAAGCAGUUUGGUUUCAUCAGCGUCUCCCUGCUGGACGAAGAGAACUUCUCUAACUACGCCAUCAGAAUUCUGCAACUAAAGCAUUUGGAGAUGCAGAAGACCCAGAUCGUCAAACAAUUUCACUUCACGGCUUGGCCAGAUCAUGGUGCGCCCUCUAACGCCAGUGGCUUAUUGGACUUCCAGAGAAAAGUCCUGGGACAUAAAUCACCAUUGAUUGGGCCUAUAGUGGUGCACUGCAGCGCCGGAAUAGGCCGUACAGGAACGUUCAUAGCUCUGGACUACCUGAUAAACCAGGCCAAAGAGGAAGGUGUGGUGGAUGUGCCGGCCUGUGUCAGACUCCUCAGGGAACAGCGAGUCAACAUGGUCCAGAGUUUGGAGCAGUAUGAAUUUCUGCACGAGGCCCUGGCAGAAGCCCUAGAGCUUCAGGAAGGGUCAAUCCCAGGUGUGAAUUUCUCCAGCGUGUUUGCUGAUCUCUGUACAGUUAACCCAGAGACCGGACAACUGAAGAUAGCCGAACAGUUUCAGCGGCUGAAUGAGAAAACCUCUCCUCUGGACAAGGCUAAUCUGGUGACAGCUUUACAUCCUGACAACCUGCACAAGAACAGGUCUGACAAAAUUGUCGCCGCGGACAACUGCAGGCCUUACUUAUCCACUCCAGUGGCUGGCAAAAACAACUACAUAAACGCCGUCUUCCUUCCCAGCUAUAUGCUGAAGAGAGGUUUCAUCAUCACACACACGCCAUUACCGAAGACUGUGGUGGAUUUCUGGCGUCUGGUUUAUGAUCACGGCAUCGCCACCAUCGUUAUGCUGGACGAUGUGGACAACGAAUCUGAGAACGUGGGUAUAUACUGGACGGAGAAAAGGAAAACGUUCGAUCCUUUUGAUGUAAAAUGUACGCAGAAGGAAGAGGAAAGUGGCUUCACAGUAAGGACGUACAACCUGGCCUACAAGGACACGAAAGUGCCGUGUCCAAUCAAGCAGUUCCGCUGUGGGCUCUGGUCGAGCGCGCCUUCUUGUGAUUCAAUUCCUUCCCUGCUGGCCGUCAUAGAUAGCGUGACAAGCUGGCAAAAGGUGGCCGGAAACCAGCCUAUCUUGGUUCACUGCAGGGACGGACUAACAAACAGUGGACUAUUCUGCGCGGCCUCAUUUGUACUCGAGCGACUGAAACUUGACAGAGACGUUAACAUUCCUCAAGCCGUCAAACAAAUGCGGGUGGCCAGGCCUCAGAUUAUCACUGAUUUGGAUCAGUUCCGGUUCCUCCACCAGGUGGCGCUGGCAUAUCUGGAAACUUUCCACACUUAUGCCAACUUCAAAUAAUUUUAUGGAAGUUUGCAGUGUCAUCUCCAUCAUAAGAGCAGUAGGA
Molecule: messenger RNA, 3472 nt
Organism: Liolophura sinensis
Lineage: Eukaryota; Metazoa; Mollusca; Polyplacophora; Chitonida; Chitonidae
Product: receptor-type tyrosine-protein phosphatase alpha-like
Exons: 27
Coding region: 1-3426 (1141 amino acids)
Biological process (GO): protein dephosphorylation
Molecular function (GO): zinc ion binding; protein tyrosine phosphatase activity
Source: RefSeq, a predicted model, not a curated record